Poeciliopsis prolifica (blackstripe livebearer) is the source of this 7605-nucleotide messenger RNA. It is a transcript of the gene shc1, whose product is annotated as SHC (Src homology 2 domain containing) transforming protein 1. Gene Ontology annotation, cellular component: plasma membrane. The coding region runs from base 4821 to 6620 and encodes 599 amino acids. Gene Ontology annotation, molecular function: receptor tyrosine kinase binding. NCBI's taxonomy places the organism in Eukaryota, Metazoa, Chordata, Actinopteri, Cyprinodontiformes, Poeciliidae. Gene Ontology annotation, biological process: cell surface receptor protein tyrosine kinase signaling pathway; intracellular signal transduction. The record is from RefSeq and is a predicted model, not a curated record. The transcript has 12 exons.
GUGGAUUUAGUCUUUUUACAUUUUACUUAAUUUUAUCCCCCACCUGGAAGAUUUCAGUUUCUCUCUGAAUUGAGUGGAAAAGGUGUUAGGUCACCUUAAAGGCAGAUAGAGUUCUGAAAUGAUUUGGCUUAGUCUCACAUCUACUGUAGGUGUAAGUUUUUACCUUUCCCUGUCUGCUUUCAUCAAGGUUAAGUAGUGUGACCUUCUGUCACACUGUCCACCAUGUGAUUGGAGGGGCUGCACUUCUUUUCACUCUUUAACUGUUUCUCCGGUUACCAAACAUGAAUAAGGGAGGAGUUGUGUCCCACAAACAUCAUAAAGCCCAGACUGACACGCACAUACACGCUCCCGCACACACACAUCCACAUACACACACACAGACGCACACAUCCACCCUCUCUUCUAUUCCUUCCUUCUUCCACAUCCCCAUCUCUCCCUGGAGUGUGUGCAUUAACGUGCAGGAGAGCAGCAUCUCGCUGUGCAUGCACAUGUACUCUGCUAAAUGACUGGCUGCAGAGAGGAGCUGGGGGAGGAAACAGGAAGGAGGUAGCAUGGGAGAAAAGAAGGUGGGGAGGGCACAUACAGCGGCGCAUGCAUGUGUGUCUGAGAGGGAGAGAGAGAGGAAGAGAAGAGAGACGGUAAGAGAGAAAAUGGGAGGCAGCAUCACCCACCCAGACGGAGAGGAGGGGAGGAGGGGAGACAGCGUGUUCGUCCCUCCAACAGACAGAGGUGGAAGGGAAGUGGGCAUGAGAGACAGAAGGGGAGCACAAUGAAGGAGUGCCAUUGUCCAUCCUGGCAGCAUUGCCGUUUCACCAUCUGCUGAAAGACAGGAAGAGACGGGGGAGGGGACAAGAAAAAGAAGAAGAAAAAGAAGAGAACACAGAGGAGAGGAUAGAUGGAGAAAAGCUACCGGCAAUGACUUUGUGAAUUGAUCAAACAGAAGAGUUGAUCAGAAGAGAAGCACGUUUUUUUUUUUUUUUUCUAUGUCAGGGAGUGGAGGAAAGGAGAGCCAGACAGAGGGAGAGGACGGAUGUUCGGACAGUCCGGGGAUGUUUAAACAUUAAUGUGGCUUUCAGAUUAAUAUGGAAAUUGGCUUUAUAUAAAUGGCUGUUACUUAUCAACUGCAUGCUUUAUAAACCAAAAAACGAACUACUAAUAUUUUGCCAUUCUUUUUAAAAAGGCAGAUUUGUUAGACUUGAUUUGUUAGACUUGAUUUAUACAGAGAAAUUGUAUUACUUUUCAGAUUUUUCUAUCAGAAUAAGAUCUACUCAGCAGCAGGAGUUAUGUUAUACAAUCAUCUUUAACUGCUGCAGAGAAUAUUCAGGUGGUUUUUAUGCAACUUUUCUUAGCAUUAGUUGUCUUGUAAAGUCAAGCAUAAUGAUGUUGUUCUUUACAGCAUACUGUUAAUCUGAAUUUUGUUGCUGUUCUUGCAAUAUUGUUACAUUUAUCACUCCAACUGGAGUCGGUGCAUUCAGCCAGUGGAGAUGUCAAAAUUGAUUGGGUUUUAUGGCUGGUGCGAUGUCGGUCAAACUUUGGUCAUUUCCUGAACUGUAUUGAUCUAAGAGACUCUAGUUCUUUUUUUUUUCCUGCCAUUGGAUGAAAAAAAAAAGCUCUAAUGUAGAAUCUUUGAUGCAACAGCUAGCAGAUAAUUGCUUGCCAAAGCAGUUAUCUCUUUGAAGAUUUCUGCUGUUGUUGGGACUUCUUGGCAUAAAUCCUCUGCAGGCAUUUCUCUUAAUGUCUGUUGCCAUCGCAACGGGCUGCAGACAGAACAUGAUGUAAAAAUCUUUUCUUUUUGUCCUUGUCUUUUCAAAACUGGUGCUGUUCCAUUUGGUUUUUGUACACAUUUUAUAGAUAGCUAGUUAUAGUUGCAUCUUGUUUGUUUUUAACUGGACUUUUACUUUAUUCUCUAGUCUUUGAUUCAGGGUUGUUUCAGGUCAUCUAUACCCUUUUACCCUUUCUGUAGAGUUAUCCAGUUUAUCAGUCAAGCUUGAUCUGCUGCUAUCAGGCAUUACUGGAUAACUGAAUUAUCAUUCUGAUUUCUCUUGUACUUAUCGGUGAGUACAGCUGCUUGGCCUCAAGGCUGUGCUUCAUGGUGUGUUGGUGACUCAGGAUUUCUGUCCAUUUUGAGGGUCGUCAUCUUUGUCACCUGACCUACACUGUGUUCAGAGCACUAAAAAACAUAUACCAGGUCUGCUACGCUUUUGUUAAAGAAUACUUGUAGUUUCUUUUGUACUACUUGCUUAUCCAUGCAUACUGGAUCUGUUGCCUUUUCAAAGUGCUAAUCUUUUUUCUGGAAUUUUAGUUGUUAUGGAUAAUAUUUGCCUGGGUAUGUUUGUCCAGCCAUAGUUCUUUACAGCUUUCUGGAGCUCAUCCCAGCCUUUUCAACUGGCAGUGCUUUAGUAUGACUGGAUCCUCCAUGGUGCUUUUUGGCCAACACCAGAUGGAUGACUAGCUAGAGUUGCUAGACAAUCCCUCUGAGGUGCUAGACUUGUGUAGGCGACUGUUCCUCUGCCAUGAAUCCAGCGCCCACUUCAAUCUUGAGUGGUGUCACUUCAGGCCUAGUAGAUCAUUUAAAUGUUAGUGUGGAAGGAAGGCAUAUAAUAAGCCGCUUGCCUGCAAUUAUUGAAACUUUGGUGCAAAUUGUUUAGAUAAAUAGGACACCUUAAAUAGGCAUGGAUGAAUAGUGCCUCAUGAGGUGCGACUGUUGGUGUAGCAUUGCCUCCUUCUGAGGUUGAACUGUUUUCAGACUGAAUUAUUGGAGGGAUUUGGAGUUUAAGGAGACUGUUAAUGCAAACAGACUGUCUUUUCUAGGUUGGACUAUGCAGAACAUGAGAUGUUUAAGAGUGUUUGAGCACUGGAAGGUUUGCCUUAGAUAAGGAAUGAAUAUAAAUCUGGGUUUGCGCAUAUUAAAGAUGUCUGCAUCAACACUCUUCUCUCAGGUAAUCUGGGCUUGCUGUUUGAACUAGGAAGUGCUAAAGCAAGUUGGUGCAAAGUGCAUUGGGUUCAUGUUAAACAUCAGUGAGUCUCCAUUCAGGGAACCCUAAGUGAGGAAGUCUAAACCAGAGCUGUCAGGGCUCAUCAUCAUCACUACAAGCCUGCUAGUAGUCACCAUCAUCCUGUGACCUACAUUCUGCAGUGUUACAUCACCGCCGUGCUACUGCAGUGUGUGUUAGUGUACCAGACACUGGCAACAUCUCAGACUCAACGUACCACUAUCAAAUGGUGCUUCAGAAAACAAAAAAAGGCAUUCUUACCUAGGUGGCCAGUUUUAGGGAACAAACUUGAACCAAGGCCGGCUCUUGUUUUAGCCAUAUCAGUAACCUAAUUCAGGAAUGGGCUCAACUCUGCCAGCCCAGUCUUAAGUACAAACUUUUCAUCUGUCAGUUUUUCUAGAGCCACCAUGUCUGGCCUCUAACUAUCCACAAUCUUUAUGUAGAAAGGCAAAAAAGCACGGUUCAACUUUAAUAUAUUAAAAUAACAAACUGUUAAGUCAGGCAGCCUGGAGAACGGGCGAGCAAUCGCGGGAGGGGGUGAGGGGGGGCGAGAGAUAAUUUGGAAGAGGCGAGAGGACGUGGUGGCGCGUGAGAAGGCAGAGGCAUUGGAGAGACAGAGGUUGGCAGAGUACAUUGUGUGGAGGAAGAGAGAGGACUUCCAAGAUAAAAAAGGAGACCAAGAGAAGGGAGGAAAGGGCUCUAGGAAAGGGAAGGAGGCUUCACCAGAAGUGAUCUGGAAGAGGAGAGAAGACGAAGAAGAAGAAGGGGAAGCAGGGAGGGAUAGAGCAAAGGCCAUUCAGGGAGGACAUGAAAGCAUUUGGAGGAAGAGGGAGAGGGAGUGAAAAGGGCAGUCAGUGACAGAUUCACAUUGCUUCUGAAACAGGUAUUCAGAAGACUAUACAAAGAGUUUGGCAGUAGUCGUACAUCAGUAAGCCUCCUCUCUCUUUUCUUUAGCAGCUCUGCAGGUGUUUGCUGUGUUAUCGACCAGUUGAAGUUGUAUAUUAUGCAUGUGUUGGUGCUGUUUAGUUGGUGUGCACAACGUCUUUUAGAAGCACCAUGUUGGCCGCUAAUAGAAUUUUUAUAGGCCUACAUCAAGCAAGGUAGAUUUGGCAAAGGGUACUGCUUCACAUGUGCAUGCCAACACACACACACACACACACACACACACACACACACACACACACACACACACACACACACACACACACACACACACACACACACAAAGAUAAAUACUGCCCCACACAUGUAGGCAGAUCAUUAACAAGUGUGCACUCCUCAGACAAACAGAAGGGGGCUUAGAGAGACAAUCACUUGUCUUGAUUCUUCAUGGUGCUGGUGACAGCUGAGUAACAUUUACACUUUGCCAAUUACGUCGGGAUGAGGCACUCCCGGAUGUCGUUUUACAUUGGGUACAAACACCACAAGGAACCCUCUGUGGAAAGCUAAAAGCUUGUCUUCAUCUAUUCAGGGGAACUGAACAAACAAAAACUUUACAAAAGAACUGAGGACAAAAUGAGCUGUACUUGUGCACUAAUAAACUAUUUUCAUCUGUAUUCCAACUUUAUGGUGGAGGCCCGGCUUCUCCAACGCACCGUCUCCCAUCUUGCACUCGUUGUGGAUAAAGCCAAUUUUAUUGCAGUUUGUUUUCGGCUGCUUGGUAACGAGUGGAGAACAGACAACCAAACAGAUGGAUGUAGAGCUCUUGCAGUGAGCAAGAAGGACAGAUGGUUGUAUGUCCUUUCAAAGGAAAACUUUGAAUUGUGAGACAAAAAGACUUUAAAUCGCUGCAGCCUGUGUGGACUUAAAAUCUCGCCCUGCAUAACUAUGGAACUUGUGCAGAAAGCCAAGUACACCCACAUUCGGAGUGAGUCGUUGAGCUCAACCGAUGAAACAAACUCCAACCCAUCAUCAUUUCCGCCUUCCAGCCCAGUCACUCCGCUUACCCCGUCCCCUGGUUUACCGUCCUCUCUCUCCUCCUCGUCGCUCACUCCCAUCUUGCCCCCCACAUCUCCCAGACAGGCUGAAAACAGCCCUACCACUCUCUGCUCCUUCUUCCCCAGUAUGAAAUCCCUUCGUCUGGGUGUCUCCGCUACCCUUCUCCCAGGACCCAGGGCUGCUAGCAGGUCACAGCCGGCUCAGGCGCCUGUUGAGUCCUCUGGAGAUGACAGGCGCAAUUCCAGCUCCUCUCCUCCUCUUCAUCAACACGUUGCCCUCCUAACUGCUCCCUGUCCCCCUCCCCGACCUCCUCUGCAGGACAUGAACCGGCUUGCAGGGGCCUCCAGAAGGGCACGGGUGGAAGGAGGUCAGCUGGGAGGAGAUGAAUGGACACGCCAUGGCUCCUUUGUCAACAAGCCCACCCGUGGCUGGCUGCAUUCAGACAAUGUGGUCAGCACCAGUGGGGUUUGCUAUACAGUACGGUACAUGGGUUGUGUGGAGGUGCUACAGUCAAUGAGAGCUCUUGACUUCGGCACCAGAACUCAGGUCACCAGAGAGGCUAUAGCUGUGGUUUGUGAGGCAGUACCUGGAGCCAAAGGAUCCCGCAGGAGAAAGCCUUCUUCUCGCUCUCUGACGUACAUUCUGGGGAAAAGUAACUUGCAGUUCGCAGGCAUGACAAUCAGCCUAACUAUCUCGACCAGCAGCCUCAAUCUACUGGCCUCAGACUGCAAGCAGAUUAUCGCCAACCAUCACAUGCAGUCCAUCUCCUUUGCUUCUGGAGGAGACCCAGAUACAGCUGAGUAUGUAGCAUAUGUGGCCAAAGAUCCAGUCAACCAGAGAGCAUGUCACAUCCUGGAGUGCUCCGAGGGCUUAGCACAGGAAGUCAUCAGCACCAUCGGCCAGGCCUUUGAGCUGCGUUUCAAACAGUACCUGAAGAACCCCCCCAAACUGGUCACACCUCAUGACAGAAUGGCUCCGUUUGAUGGCUCUGCAUGGGAGGAAGAAGAUGACGAGGCUGUCCCUCCUCCUCCUCCUUCCACUGAGGUUCCUUACUAUAAUAAUUUUCCUGAUAAGCAGCCUCCCCCUGGUGGGCUGAUUGACAUGAGGACUCGUCCAGGAGCAACUCUGCCCUACGGGCAGCCAGGUCAGAGCGACAUUCACAAACAGCCUGUGCCUCCUCUACCAGUGGGUGCCAAAGAAGGAGGCCGGGAGCUGUUUGACGACCCGUCAUACGUGAAUGUGGAAAAACCCAGACCUUCUGUAGCAGCUAAUGGAAAUGCUCACAGAGACGUAUUUGACAUGAAACCGCUCGAUGAUGCCUUGGGAGUGUCUGGACACGCUGGCCCAACAUCAGUGGUGGUACCGCUGUCGCUGGUGCAAGAGUUGCAGAGCGAAAUCUGGUUCCACGGUAGCUUGAGUCGAAAAGAGGCGGAGAGACUGUUGACCCGAGACGGAGACUUCCUUGUCCGGGAAUCUGGGACCACUCCUGGGCAGUACGUCCUUACCGGACAGCAGGGGGGUCAGCCCAAACACCUGCUUCUUGUUGACCCAGAGGGAGUGGUGCGCACAAAAGACCACCGGUUCGGAAGCGUCAGCCACCUAAUCAGUUACCACACGGACAACAAACUGCCCAUUGUGUCAGCCGGGAGCGAAGUGUUCCUGCAGCAGCCAGUGGCGCGCAGGGCCUGAAGCCACGCACGCCAAUGAAAUACUCCACCAAAAAUAGACUCUCACUCCCUCUCCAAAUCCACACAACACACUCCCAAAAUCAUACGCUUUAAUACACACAACACUACACACAGCACUCCCAUGAAACACACAUGACUACAAGCCAAAAUAAUUAAAAUAUAUCACCUGUUUCUCAGCAAAAAAAAAACAAAUCACUUUCUUAUUUCUGUUGCCACAUCUUCUGCCAAUCUGUGACCAGCAGUCUCCUAGAAACCCAUUGGAUUCACCCACCUACCCACCCACCACAGAGAGGCACUGCUGCAUUUUCUGAACCAACUGUGAAGCAGGGAGGAGCCCUUCAGCAACAUCACAACAGGGCUGAAAACAUGCAAUUAUUUUUCUUUAUUUUAUUUGUUUGAGGAGAAAAACAGAACUGCUAAUGAAUACAAGGAAUUGUUUUCUAAAAUGGUUGAACUGUGGAGGAAAGCGAACAGACUUGGAUUGAGAUGCUCGGUGUCUUAUUUAGGAGGGGAAAUAUUUCGUCCUCGGAGCAUCGCUGGAGCAUUUAUGUUUGACAAAAAGAAGCCAGGCGGUUUCAGGGACUUGACUGAGUUCAGUUCACCCUUCAAGUCUCACCGGAGAUGUAAACGUGACAAGACAGGCAAAUAUGCAUAAACGAGUGCACCGCCCAUCUUAUGAGGAGCACUGACCCACCUCCGGUCACUCCAGCCUGAGUACCUUGGACCUUGUAGGAAAGCCUGUAUGCAAAAGCUAUGCUAAACACCACCACCUUCAUUGUGUUUUGUAUAUUCUGUUAUCAUGAGUCAAAUAACUUACUGGACAUGUGGAGUACAGGAAGAUCAAAACAGCUGUAUCUCCCCAAACCUUUUAAACACACAUGCAAAUGUAUAUAUUCACCUUUACACGCCAUAAACACUCUCAUGUCAUGCCAAAGAUCAUAAACUUGGUUGCUAUUUACGAAAAAGGAAAAAAAAAAGAGAAGCCA